UAAUUCCAUGUUGGUUCCGGUUCUGGAUACUAGUGAGUAGUGACUACAUUAUUUUGCAGAUGAACAAAUCCAAAGAGUGUGCAGCGAUUUAACAUAAUACACUUUUGUCAGGCGSUCACCUGGUGCACACGCUACCAUUCAGUCUUCAAGCUCAGGCAACGCGCAACAUCAUCCGUGUACACACAAUAUAUAAGGCAMGUUGAUAAAUAGGUGAUAGGAUAACCAGCCACGACAUGACGGAAACACUGAAGGAAAUGCUUCUUCGGACGAUGUUGUUGUUAGUGAUCACUUUGGACGUAUGUUGGGGAUCGGAUCCACCAAAAUCGUACGGACCAUCUCCGCCGAAUGAUAACUACCAAAAUAAUUACGAACCCGAGUUCCAAAGGCCGUUAGCUGUAUUCACAGAGAGACCCGUGAAUGUAGCUAACUUUGUACUGAUUCCAAUUGUGCAAGUCCCGUCCUCAGAUCUAAGGAUGAUUUAUCGGCCACAGAUCGAUAGCGUUUCAAAAACUGAACCAAUAAUAAUGUGCAAAUCAUUAACAAAAUCAUUUGAAGCUACGCCAGCGGUGCAGGUGCAAUUGCAGCAACCAUUCUAUCUGUAUGACGAACGAACGCUUAUACCGUUCCCAAAGUCAGUUACCAUCUUGCAUGGUGGUUAUCGCAUGUCAAUCCCGGUCGGCAUGGUCGUUGCACCGGUUCCAGUGGAUCUCCUCCGAGCAGGUCCAGUGUUUGUCACCACCCUAUACGCUAUACCCGCGGGUCCCGUACCAGCGCCAUCACCAGUAAGGUUCGUUCCGUGGUCGUCUUAUCCUCCAAAUCCAAYGGCGAUUCAGCCGUACUCAGCUCAACCACCGUCUCAGUACUCGGUACCACCGCCGUCCCAGUAUCCGGCUUCGUCGUCUCAGUAUUCGGCAGCACAAUCACCGCACUAUCAGUACUCACAACCGGCACCACCGUCGCCAACUUAUUACCAACACUCGGGAGACACUGGUGGCGGUUACGUUGAAGAGUCCAACGAACCACCUGGCAAACUCUACUCGCAGUUGGCGGCGGCUUCGUUCCAAAACUCCAAAGAAUCACCACUGCUGCAUCAACUCAGAGAAGAGUCGGAAAAGAACCGCCACAAGUACGUGCCACCUUCGUAUAACAAUAAUUAUCAAACGGUGGACGCUGCAUAGACAUUAGACGGGUCAUCGCCACUAGAAAGCAGAGACGCAGUGGAUGGGUGCACGCUUUCCACGAGACAUUCGUACUAUUUUUUUGUUUUAUGAUUAAUGUUAUUAUUAAUCGACAAAACCUAUUUUUCUAUUCCGUAUAUUUUAUUUUAUAGGCUAAACUUUUAUAACGAAAGACUAUUAUUCUUAUAAUAUUAUUUAUAUAAUGUUUAUUAUUAAAAAUAGAAAAAAAAA
Messenger RNA from Diuraphis noxia (Russian wheat aphid), 1409 nucleotides. RefSeq lists its product as uncharacterized. The record is from RefSeq and is a predicted model, not a curated record. Lineage: Eukaryota; Metazoa; Arthropoda; Insecta; Hemiptera; Aphididae.